Messenger RNA from Drosophila biarmipes, 415 nucleotides. RefSeq lists its product as uncharacterized. NCBI's taxonomy places the organism in Eukaryota, Metazoa, Arthropoda, Insecta, Diptera, Drosophilidae. The record is from RefSeq and is a predicted model, not a curated record. The transcript has 2 exons. Bases 18 to 365 code for a protein of 115 amino acids.
GCCACACCUUAGGAGGAAUGUCGACUACGGAGGUGACUUCGCUUUCCUCAGAACUACCCUCCUGUGCCGCAGGAUUCACCUGGGUCAUUUUGAUGAACACCUGCCUGCCGGACAUGGCACGCUCGAGGCUAAGGACAAAGUGCGCGUACGGGUACUACUACCACGAGAGAUUCCAAAAGUGCAUGCGACGGAGGUACGAUAAGGUGCAGCAGCCCGGGCACAUAAGGCAGUGGAUGACUCGAACGCCGAAGCCAAGGCGAACAACGAGAAAAGGUCGAUUAAACAGGGUAUCUCCCUUCGAUGACAAUUGGUGGGGCUACAACGCUAGGUACGGAAAGGAUCAGCCCUACCCUGGGAAAAAGUAGUUGGCCUUCUGUAUAUACCAAAUAUUUUUGAAUAAAAAACAUACAAUAAA